GUCCCACAAACACUCAAAACUUUUUAGUCCGCCUUUCCUCGCACAUGUGGUGCCGUCACGCCGACGCCGUGCGGCCUGUCACUUCAUUCCGAGGAGAGAGAGGAAGGAAGUUGUGCCUUGGGAGUUAUUACUGUGGAGAUAAAAAGAAAAUACUGUUAAUCAUGCUGAACACUAGGAAACUGUCUUGGCUAAACCAUCUGGGACACCACCAUCCAUGGGUCUUUUAUCAAGUGAGACUACCUCUUUCCUACUGCAAGCUGAACUACAUCAUACAGAGAUACAAGUCCUCAAAAGUUGUUAAGUCUAUCCAGCAAGCAAAAAAGAUUGCUAUAGUUAAGCCUAUGACAAAGAAUGUUGACAAGGUAAUAAAUAAAGUAGUUAAGAAACCUCAGAAAGAUUAUAACUUAAGCAGAAUACUAAGGAAAAAUUCAUCAGUUCAAGUAGAGAAAAAGUUUCCAGAGUCACCUAUUGAAACAGAAACACAAACUGCCUUCAAACAAGAAAAUGAUAUUGUUCCAAAGAUAGAAAUUACCUCAGUGAAUGAAGUUAUAGAGAAAGUUAUAGGAAAAUUAUACCAUAAAAGCCAUGGACUUUCAAGUUCCCAAGAAACUGCUAGUAGCUUUGAUAAGUACACAGGGAAGGUAGAUCAUGGAAUUGAGAAAGCACACAAAGUAAAAGUUAUUAAGAAUAACAAGGUGGAUAAUGACAAAAUAAUGGGUGCCAGUAAAAAAAAGAUUUUUUUCUUUGAUAAGAAGAUAAAUAUUGAGCAAGAUGACUCAUUGGAUUAUGAUAAAUAUCAUCAUGAAGGAAAUCAUAUUUCCAAAAACACAAAUGGCUCACUAUCAGAUGAAGAAGUUAGGCUUUCAGUGCUUAAACAAGAUGCGCAUGCUUCUUCAGGAAACAAUAUGGACAUAAAUAUUAAUCAUGAUAAGACAGAGGCAUUGCAGAACAUUCGGAGAAAUGCUCUUGGUAUUCAAAUGUUGCCCAAAGGCAUCUUUGAUCAGUUAUUUGAAGAAGUUUCUGAAAAGGACAGUCAGAAGGCUGAAGAUCUUGAUGGAGCCAAGGAACAUUUACAAGCUCAUGGACUGUGGGAUAAAACCACCUCCUUCAUGGCUGAGGUGGAUUUCAAAUUGCCAAAGUUAGAAAGUAAAGAUUUAGACCAACACUUCCGUGUCAUUGCCGAGGAUCAGUGUUUCCAUUACAAAGAGUUGCUUAAAAAGUUAAUAGGAGAAGAUCUUCCAAGCCCUCCAAGCCAAUGGGAAUUCACCCCAGGAUGGACACGCUAUAAUGUGGAUGGAAGUUGCUCCCCAGUUGAUUAUCCAGAAUGCUCUGCAAUAGUUUUUGAUGUAGAGGUUUGCAUUAAAGAAGGCAGUCAUCCUACACUAGCCACAGCUGUUUCAAGCAAAUAUUGGUACUCAUGGUGUUCUGAAGUUUUGACAAGCACAGUUCAACCCAUUGAUAGAAAUGAGAUUAGUAUGAAAGUACUGAUUCCUCUUGAAAGUUCCAAAGAAGUCACACUCACAGAUGCACACUUACCAAAGUCACCUCGGCUUGUUGUGGGCCAUAAUGUCAGUUAUGACCGCCUUCGAGUCCGUGAGCAAUACCUAUUGAAAGAAACUGGUCUACGUUUUGUGGAUACCAUGUCUCUUCAUAUUGCUGUGAGUGGCUUAGUUUCAGAACAGCGUGCUUUACUAAUGAAAAAUAAAAAUGAACCAAAAAUAAGAUUGCCAUGGAUGUCUGUUGGUUGUCAAAACAGUCUUAAUGAUGUUUAUAAGUUUUACUGUCGCCCUGAAAAGAGCCUUGAGAAAAGUACCAGAGAUGUUUUUGUUGAUGGUAGCUUGAAUGACAUAAGGGAAGACUUUCAGAACUUGAUGGCUUAUUGUGCUAGUGAUGUGAGUGCAACUCAUCAAGUUUUGGUCAAACUGUUACCACUAUUUUUUGAACGUUUUCCUCAUCCAGUAACAUUUUCUGGAAUGUUGGAGAUGGGACUUACUUUUCUCCCUGUUACAAAGAACUGGGAAAGAUAUAUAGAAUCUUCAGAAUAUCAGUACAAACAGGUUGAAAGGAUGCUAAAUGAGGAACUUGUGAAGCAAGUUCAGGCAAGUCUAAGUUAUUUGAAAGGAGAAGAAUAUAAGAAUGACCCUUGGCUAUGGAGCCUUGAUUGGUCCCAACCAAAAGCUAAGGUGAAAAAACUGCCGGGUUAUCCAAAUUGGUAUAGAAAGUUGUGUGCCCGAACUGGGGAGAGAGAGGGCACUCCAGAGCCUGAAAAUAUGAGCACUAGUUUGCAGAUUGUUCCAAAAAUAUUGAAGUUAACCUGGGAUGGAUUUCCAUUGCAUUAUGAAAGGAAAUUUGGUUGGGGUUACUUGAAACCCAAUUAUCAGUCCUUUAAGGAUAUACCUCAUUUUGAAUGGGAUUCUUAUCCUCUUGAUGCGAAUGAUGGACCUGUAUUUCCUGUAAAAGUUUUCUAUGAUGUAUUUGGUGUAAAGACUCAAGAUUUGAAUGUAUCAGAAGUGACUGUAUGUGAUGAAAGUACAGAUGAUUGGGCACAGUAUUAUGAUGAACUGAAUUGUGUAAGGGAAGAUUCAAGGAAAAGGAAAAGAGGCAAAACUGAUGAAGAUGAGAACUUAAAGAACAUAGGCAUUCCUGGAGUAGGAUUUAUCCCUCUUCCCCACAAGGAUGGUGCAGGGUGUCGUGUUGGCAACCCUCUAGCCAAGGACUUCCUCAGCAAGAUAGAAGAUAAUACAUUAACUAGUCACGUGGGAGAUGUGGCAAAACUUGUAUUAGAGACCAGCAAAUCAUUAUCAUAUUGGAAGAACAACAGAGAUCGUAUACUUUCUCAAAUGGUAGUUUGGAGCAAUCACUCAUCUCUUCCUCAUGCAGUCACUUCUUCUGAUGGCUAUACAAGAGACAGCAAGUAUGGAGUGAUAUUGCCUAUGGUAAUCAGUGCUGGAACCAUCACCAGGAGGGCAGUAGAGCGCACCUGGAUGACUGCUUCAAAUGCUUACUCAGAUCGAAUUGGAUCAGAACUUAAGGCCAUGGUUGAGGCUCCCCCUGGGUACAAAUUUGUUGGUGCUGAUGUAGACUCUCAGGAACUCUGGAUUGCAGCUCUGCUCGGAGAUGCUUAUUUCACAGGAGAGCAUGGUGCUACUGCUCUAGGCUGGAUGACACUGCAAGGAAAGAAAAGUGAUGGAACAGACAUGCACAGCCACACUGCUCAGAGUGCUGGGAUAUCCCGAGAUCAUGCUAAGGUUAUUAAUUAUGGAAGAAUUUAUGGUGCUGGGUUGCGAUUCAUCCAGAGAUUGCUGAAGCAGUACAAUCCAAAAUUGACUGACACUGAAACUAGAAGGAAAGCAGAACACUUGUUUGCUGUUACCAAAGGAGAGAAGGGUUGGUACCUCAAUGAUGCCGGGGAGAAUCUUGCUUCUGAGUUGGGUUACCAUGUUACUGAAGAGCCCAUGCCCAGAAAAAAGAUUAUGAAGAUUUUACGAGAAGCAUAUGAAAACAAUUAUGAAGCCACAUUUUCCAACAUAGUGGAAAAGCCCCCUAUAUGGGUAGGGGGCUCAGAAUCUCACAUGUUCAACUGUCUGGAGGCUAUUGCUCGAUGUCCAGAACCUAAGACUCCAGUGCUGGGUGCUCGCAUAACACGGGCUCUUGAACCACAAUAUGUUGAUGACCAGUUCAUGACAAGCAGAGUGAACUGGGUUGUACAGAGUUCAGCGGUGGAUUACCUGCACAUCAUGCUGGUGUGUAUGCAAUGGUUGUUCACAAAGUAUCACAUCUCGGGUCGUUUUUGCAUCAGUAUUCAUGAUGAGGUACGAUACUUGGUAGCUGAAGGAGACUGUUACAGAGCAGCCCUAGCUCUCCAGAUCACCAACCUUCUUACACGGGCAUACUUUGCCACAAGACUGGGAUUCAAAGACUUACCACUAUCAGUUGCUUUCUUUAGUGGUGUAGACAUUGACCAAGUGUUAAGGAAAGAACCCCACCUGGACUGUGUUACCCCAUCCAACCCUCAAGGUUUAAUUAAAGGUUACAACAUAAAACCAGGGACCACUUUGGAUAUGAAUGCAAUAAUGGAUAAGACAAAUGGGGAAUUGGCAAAACUUGACUUUGAAUGCUAUGAAGAAAUUAUUAAGACUGAAUAGUUGAGGUAUGUACAGUUCAUUAAUUUUUUAUUCUGAUAUUCCAAUACAAGACAUAUAUACAAGUAGAAUCUAUAAUCCAUAUAUCAAGCUAGUUAUUUAUCUACCUAUCCUCUCCCCUCAUCUGUUCAACAAUUCAUCUAUCCAGCCAGUGAAUCCAAUCAUUCAUCCAAACAUACAUCCAUCUACUCAAACGUCCAUCCAUUCAUACAUAUGAAAGAAUAGAAUGUAUGAACAGGAAAAAAAAUGCAAGUUUUUUCUUAUAGGCAUUGACUUGAAGGAAUACCAAGAAACAGGCAUCAGAGUUGUUUACAUUAGAUUUAAUUAAUGUUCAAAUUAGGGUUAGAAGAUACAUUACCUGCUGGUAACAUCUUACUGCAUACUUACUAGUCAUGGGCAAUGCUGGUCAAUAUUGUUUUCACCAUUACCUGAUAGUUGUUUUGCAUGCUUACUGAUAACUAACAUAAUACUGGAAUUUCAGUAAUUACUGUAUACAUAACAAGCUUAUUUUGGGCGGCAUUCAAACUAAAUAAAAUAGUGAUAAUGAAAAAAUUCUAACUCCUCUAUUAGUGAGUUUAUAGAUUAAAAAGAAAAAAAUAUAUAUAUAUAUAUAUAUAUAUAUAGACUAAGAAGAAAAGAAAAUGUGUGUUUCCAUAAAGUUUGGGGUUUCCAGCUCAGCCAUACACGAUAAAAAAUUGCUAAUGUUUCCCUUACUUUAUAAAGGGUGAACAAAAUAUGCAUUAGCUAAUGGACUUGGUGCACUUUUUUUGCACUUGGCACCUCCAGCAUCAAAUGCUGAAUUGUUCAUACAUGAAUGGUUCAGCCUGCAUUGCAUCAAAAUAGUGAAAAUGCAACACAAUUCCAACAGAGCAAACAGUAUAGUACAGCCAGUAUCUAGGAAAAGAUAGUCAUUAUCAUGAACAUUAAGCUACCAAUGAUGAAUUUUCCUUCAUCUUAGAAAGUGUCUAAUAGAUAAUUGAAAUGUUAAGCAUUGUUUCCUUAAUUAAAAAGGAAAAAAUAUCUUGCAUUUUCAAAUAUAAGUUACAGUAUUGCCACCAUAAUACCAGCCAGACUAUACCACUCUGCAAACACACAACAAUCUUGAUUACCAUACUAUUAUCAACUUUUCAUGUUUUGUGUCUUUCUUUACUCUUCUUUUCAUGUUGUUUGCAUCACUCUUUUUAUAGAGGCUGUGAUAGUAUGAAGCAUACACCUAAGCAACGGAGACUUAAAGGACAUACAUGUGGUGGUGGUAAGAUUUGAACACAAUUUAUAGCACAAAAGCAAUGCACAAUACCAUAUUUAUCUAGAGACAACUAAAGAAGUGAGCAAAGGUAGUGAUGAUAGUGAGCAGCUACUUUAGUUUCUUUUUGUUUGUCCUAUAUGGGCUGUGAAACAUUUAAUCAAACCUUGUUUCCAACACUUUUAUGCCAUCUGUUCCUGGUAUCAUUGUCUAACUAUAGCAAUAUAUUUUCUCAAGCUGCACUUCCCAAACUUUUCACAUAAUUCAUUUUUUCUUUUUUUUUCCACAAUCUUUUAUACACAUUUGUGAGUAAAACUGAAUAAUAAUUAAUCAGUUCCAUGUUAAGAUAUGGCUCAAAUUCUCUUAGUAAUCCUGUAUUUAUUUUCAGUGUUAACCAUGACUAAUUAUUAAAAUGCUUUUCUUUUA
Messenger RNA from Portunus trituberculatus (swimming crab), 5811 nucleotides. It is a transcript of the gene tam, whose product is annotated as DNA polymerase subunit gamma-1-like. The record is from RefSeq and is a predicted model, not a curated record. Gene Ontology annotation, molecular function: 3'-5' exonuclease activity; DNA-directed DNA polymerase activity; DNA binding. The coding region runs from base 45 to 4145 and encodes 1366 amino acids. The transcript is spliced from 9 exons. NCBI's taxonomy places the organism in Eukaryota, Metazoa, Arthropoda, Malacostraca, Decapoda, Portunidae. Gene Ontology annotation, biological process: mitochondrial DNA replication. Gene Ontology annotation, cellular component: gamma DNA polymerase complex; mitochondrion.